AUGGCUAGCAACCGCACACGUCGUGUUGGGAAAGAAAUUGCCGACAUCCAUGCAGACACACAUUCCCAGAUCAAGGCUGAGCCUUUUGGAGACUUGGAUGAUGUAACACAUCUUCGAGGAUCCUUUCCCGGACCACCUGGUACUCCCUAUGAAGGUGGCACCUACAUCAUUGAUAUCAAAAUCCCUACGGACUACCCCUUCCGGCCACCUGCAAUGAAGUUUGAGACUAAAGUUUGGCAUCCCAAUGUCAGCAGCCAAACAGGUGCAAUCUGUCUUGACACGCUAUCUAGUGCCUGGUCACCAGUACUCACUAUCAAAUCUGCCUUGCUGUCGUUGCAAUCUUUGCUCAGCACACCUGAGCCCAAGGACCCACAAGAUGCUGAGGUAGCCAACAUGCUUCUCAAGACACCAAAGGAAUUCGAGCGUGUUGCCCGUGAAUGGGCAGUUCUCUAUGCUGGCGCCCCCAUGAGCAAUACAGGGAAUGGAGCCGCAGCUGACUUAGAUGAGGUGCAGCAAGGUACCGGUGUUGAUAACUUGGCAAAAUAUGAUGGAUACAACAAGGAUCUGAUUGACCGUUUUGGCAGCAUGGGAUUUGACGUCGAACAGGUCGUAGCUGCUUUCCGUUUUGUCGGCGCUCCCCGAAGAGGAGGACAGGACUAUGAAUUAGAAGAAGGCCACAUGGCAGAUAUUACUGCUCGACUUCUUGGUGAGUGA
Penicillium canescens is the source of this 714-nucleotide messenger RNA. Its product is annotated as E2 ubiquitin-conjugating protein UBC1. Gene Ontology annotation, molecular function: protein binding. Bases 1 to 714 code for a protein of 237 amino acids. Lineage: Eukaryota; Fungi; Ascomycota; Eurotiomycetes; Eurotiales; Aspergillaceae. The record is from RefSeq and is a predicted model, not a curated record. The transcript has 3 exons.